Messenger RNA from Polychytrium aggregatum, 883 nucleotides. RefSeq names its product prenylated rab acceptor PRA1. The record is from RefSeq and is a predicted model, not a curated record. The transcript has 5 exons. NCBI's taxonomy places the organism in Eukaryota, Fungi, Chytridiomycota, Chytridiomycetes, Polychytriales. Gene Ontology annotation, cellular component: Golgi apparatus. Bases 180 to 686 code for a protein of 168 amino acids.
AUCAAGCUUGGUGCGUCUUUGGCUCCGGCCGCUGGUCUGGGCUGUCGCUCUCAUCGACUUCCCUCCCCCUGCCAAUUGCUGUCUCGACAGCAGAUUCGCUUCUGUGCGCCGAUCGCUCGGCUGUCGCUGCUCGGCCAACCACCCGAUGAUUGGGCUAUGUCCGUCUCACUCUCGGCUCCAUGCUCCGUCGUUCUCCACCAGACAACUCGACACUCGAGAACCUCAAGGAGACCAGCCGAUCGCGCCUGAACAACAUCAAGCCGUUCUCUGACUUUUUCGAUCGAAACCGAUUCAACAAGCCCGCUUCCUUUGCUGUCUUCUCGCAGCGGGUCAGCUUCAACCUCCAAUACUUCCAAAACAACUACCUCCUGAUCGUCCUGGUCUUCACGGCUUAUUCCCUCAUCACGAAUCUCCUCUUUUUCAUCUCCUCUGUCCUGCUCGCCUUCGGAUUCCGAUAUGUUUCGUCGAUGCCCGCCAAUGAACCCGCCCGUCUGUUUGGAGGAAAAGUCGCCCUGACCCAGACUCAGUCUUACAUCGGCCUGGCUGUUCUGACCCUCUUGACCUUCUGGUUGACCGACGCCUUCGACAUCAUCUUCUGGCUGGUUGUGGGUGCCGGCAUCUUCAUUGUCGGCCAUGCCGGUUUCAUGGAGCCGCCCGUUGAGAACGACUUUGCUGAGACCGUCUAGGCUCCCCGCUCCCCUCGCCGCCACACGAUCAAAGCAAGCUGUAGAGUCGACGUGCAUCCAGUAUGGACUCGCUGUGCAUCCAGUUUGGACUCGCUGUGUAUUCAGCCUCUCUCAGGGAAUGCGAGAGCCCUCUUCCUUUCCUUCCUUGCUUUCCCUCAUCAAUGACUGCUUUCCAUUUCGAUCAUGAGAAAGUCCCA